AUAAAAUGAUCAGUAUUCUAGACUUUCCUUUUUGUCAACAGCCACACUCGAGUGUAACUCUCCCCUAGUCCCCAAUAACGAAACCGGCCAAUGUCUGCCGCCGUGUUCCUGGACCACACAGUCUGCUUUGACACAAAAGAUCUACUAUGGCACAGUUGUGGUUGGUUUGUGGUUGGCGCUAAUCGCUACAAUCAUAACAUUUAUCACGUGGGCAAACAUUAAAAACCUGUAAGUGUUGCUAUUCAAUAUAUGAAGAGUAUUUUUUGAUAGCUCACACGUGCUAAACAAAACGAACAUCUAGCGAAGUUUUCCGAAGACUACCCAAUAAAUUGAAAAUUCCCGGAGACGCUCCGAAUUUCAUUUAACUAAGUUACAACCUGUUUGAUAUUUUUCUUAUCUUUACAGCCGCGCGUUUCCCCACGUUUUGCGUUUUCACAUCAUGGUCUGCUGCAUUUGCCUUGAUUUUAACGUCACUAGGAUAAAAACUCUACCUUUUGCAAAUGUACAACUGGCAUGUAGAUGAAUAAAUUGAAAACAAUUGGCUCCUUACUAACUUAGUGAGAGCAAGAGAUUGAGCAAACUAGAGAGCCGGGGUUGCCUUCCACUACCUAGCUCUUGAAACGUCAACCGUAGACUGAGAAAUCUCCAACGUGACUCAAGAUGUAGAGUAAUCCUUCAAAAGAAGGAAAAGAGAAUGACAUAGCUGGAUGGAGGCCUGGAGCGAGGUGUGCAUUGCAGCGGUCGACAGAAGCGGUUGGCGGCAGAGUGGAGAGACCUUAUGUGUCACUUUGCACAUAUAAAAUAGAUGAAGAAGGUGAAGAACAAAAUUCACUUUAAAGUGCGAAUAUUUGUCUUCCAUUUAGCCUGCUGCAAGAUGAUUCCUGUUCGUAUUGGACUUGGCAAAGUUUUCUGUCGCAAACAGUUGUAUUGGCAACCCACAGGUCAUUCUUCUUUCGCGACUGUACUGCAAGGUGCGACGUCUCACUAUUUUGGACUGGCGAAUUCUCUCUGGGCAAUGUGUUUCAUAGCCAACACUUAUGCAGUUAUCGUUCUCAACAAACGAGCCGUCUUCAAACACCCAAUCAAAUUUCACCUUUUACAGUCUGUUCUGUGCUGGUUGGCGCCCGCAAUCAUUGUGGUUGGCUGUCGCUUUAUCGCGCCUCCUGGGUACAAGUUUCUCUUUGUAGAUCACUUGGCUGCAGGUUCUGGAAGCCUUCAAAUGGCUUACUUUGCUGUCACGCUACCCAUGCAGAUCUCGCUUGGAGUGUCACUGUGCUUGUUGUGGUCUAUUGUGUGGAAUAUUAGAAAGGCUCGUUUAAACAACAGUAAACGUGUAAUCCGCGCCAGAGAGGAGAGAGUUUCCUUGCGGCGAAUUGAGCGACAGUUCUUGAGCAUGGCUGUUGUAAUGUUGAUGUUGGUGGGAGUGGUCUUGACAGUCAACACUACGAUGAUAUACCGUGUCAGGCAGUUUGUGCAUGACGCUGAAGUUUACUUUUAUUGUCUACAGACAUCGACGAACUGCAAGUCACCGAGAUACAACACCAUUCUGCCAUUGACCAAUGUUGUAGCCCCUGGCUUCCUCUGUCUUGUGUUCUUCUUCCUUUUAUUGAUGAACAAAGAAUGCCGUCAGAUAUGGACAGGAUGUUUCGCGAAGUGCAAAAAGUUUCUUCACUUGUGCAAACCGCCUUCGAAAAAGUUUCGAGCUGGGACGGAAAUGAAAGACUCAAGAUGUUCCUCAACUCUCACGGUUAUCAGUUGUGAUCGCAGAGGAUCGGAGCUCAGUGCUGUUCAAGUAAUAGAACAUCAAGCUACAAAAGCACAGCCACCUUAUUUAUUGCAUAAAAGCGUGGCAAGAUUAAAAGGGGAAAAACCCAGAGCUUCUACUCUAAGUUUGCCUGUGGUUAUGAAUCAGCGGUUGACUGUUACAAAUCCGGAGAUUCAGAUUCGGUCAUCUGCGCAUGCUCAGGAGUCAGCUUGGCGGUCGAGAUGCAACUCGGUUCCAUUGUUUCUCCAAAAGGAAUUAGAAACACAAGAAGCCGCUGAACAGAGGAAAGCUUCUACCUCCACAUCCUCGCUAAGUCCACUUGCGCAGGAACUGAGUACCACGAAAAGUACUAACAGCGAGGACUCAGAUGCGAAUAGUGAAACAGACAACUUCAUUCAAGAAAACUAUGAGGAAAUUUCUUCCAAGUUGUAGCAAAUGGGAAAUGCAGCUGUAAAUAUUGAGAUCGAAGGCUCGGAAUGGCAUCUUGAAAUGAAACUAGAGGAAAUAAGACAAUUUUUUUGUUGUUUCGGAAAUAAUAGCGAUAUUAAUUAUAUUUCACAUUUUCAACGCAGUACAUUAUAUUGCAAAGAGGCAAUUCGUAAAUGUGUUAUGUAACCGAUCACCCUGAUCAAAGCGGUAAUUCAACUUUUAUCAUUCAGUGACUGAUAAUAACUAUAAAAUGAUGAUAAUGAUGACCAAUGAAAAUUCUUAAAUAUAAUGGUAAAUUACGGUUUCAAAACGACAAACAUGACAAAGUGGGGACGCAUUCUUUACCUCGAAAACUUAAAAUCCUACUUAUUUAUUAUGACAUGUAUUUAUAGUGCGAUCAAACCGAUUAUAUUUCUCAAAUAAAGUGUAUCAAAAUUUAGGAAAUUAAAAGAUGAAAACUUAAGACAUGAAGCAAGUAUGAAGAGUAGUGCUACUUACUACUUAUUAACCGAGAGUGAGGUCUUUACGGGAAAAUCUCAGACCGAGAGCUUGCCGUAUUGACCGAGCGAUAGCGAAGUCAAUACGGCAAGGCCGAAGUUUGAGAUGGUCCCGUAAAAACCGAACGUUCGAGGUUAAUAAGAAGUUUAUUAUCUGGAGUAAGUGCAGAAUACCCGGCCACUCGAAGUUGUACCCGUUAAAAACCUGGAUACGCGGCUGCGCAGUUUGUACAAUGUCUUUCUCCUUUUCACGUUUUUAGAUCGAGAAAUAGACACAUUACAUUGUUACGUGGCUACCAAAACACUUCUUGAUAUAUGUACACAUAUCUCGGCUUUACUUUAAUAAACGUGUAUCGUUAACUAAUGGGAUUAGUCUAUGUAAAAGAUCUCUUCAGCUGUAUUUUCGUUCAAAACAUUUCUUAUCAAUUCAUCUUAAAUUUCCAAGUUAAGAUUGUUCCGAACAAAGUAUAAGUACUUACUUACCAAGUUGCAAAGGUGAACUUAGCCUAAUCAUCGUAAAGUUCGAACUAUCUACACUUUACACUCCAGAAAGUUAAAAAAAAAUCAUUUUUCUUAAUAAGGGAGGGGGCAACUGCCUCCCUCUUUCCCGUACGCUAACUACGUCUACACAUACCACAGCUUCUACACAUAUUUCUCCGGGGGUACGGGUGCUCCCUUAUAUGGGCUAUAUAGGUUUGUGCGGCUCUAAAGGGUAUAGUUUUUCAGCCGUUUUGGUCAACAAUAAUAGGGCACCGA
Messenger RNA from Orbicella faveolata, 3447 nucleotides. RefSeq lists its product as uncharacterized. The record is from RefSeq and is a predicted model, not a curated record. NCBI's taxonomy places the organism in Eukaryota, Metazoa, Cnidaria, Anthozoa, Scleractinia, Merulinidae.